Messenger RNA from Cyprinodon variegatus (sheepshead minnow), 1841 nucleotides. RefSeq lists its product as uncharacterized. Gene Ontology annotation, biological process: response to bacterium. The record is from RefSeq and is a predicted model, not a curated record. The transcript is spliced from 8 exons. The coding region runs from base 38 to 1369 and encodes 443 amino acids. NCBI's taxonomy places the organism in Eukaryota, Metazoa, Chordata, Actinopteri, Cyprinodontiformes, Cyprinodontidae.
GGGUGUCAGCUCUGCAAGACAAAUACAUUUUGCCACAAUGUUUAGAAGACUGUUUGCUUUGUUUCUUCUUACUACAACAUAUUUAACUCAAGCUAAUGAGGUCCCUCAUCAGGUCCCUUUGAAAGUGGUUGAAGUUGGCGAAAAUGUUACUCUUCAUUGUCCAGUUUCGACAAAGGAAGGCAAAUUCUUCUACUGGUACAAGCAGACACCUGGAUAUAUGCUCCAGACAGUUGCUGCAGCAGCUUUAUCAGAUCCUAAACUAAGUGAGCAAUUUGACAACAGUCGCUUUUCAUUAACAAAGGGGGAUUCUCAGUUUUCUCUUACUAUCAGAAAUAUCAGUAAAAAGGAUGAAGCGACUUAUUUAUGUCAAAAUGGGACCGCUUAUUUUCAGACUUUUUCGACAGGGAUGUAUUUGGCCGUAAACGAUUGUAAAAGAAAAACACAGAUUCUUGUCAAACAAACUCCAGAGUCAACAUCAGUCCAGGAGGGUGACACAGUUAAUCUACAUUGUUCUCUUCUUACCAAGACUUCUGUAAACUCAUUGCAAUGUCCAUCUAAAUACAAUGUUUACUGGUUCAAAGCUGGAUCAGGAGAAUCCUACCCAAGCUUAAUUUACACUCCCAAGAACAGCAGUGAUGUUCAGCAAAGGAGCUGUGUCUACAAACUGUCUAAAACUAUACAGAGCUCCUCAGAUACUGGGAUACACUACUGCGCUGUGAUCACAUGUGGUAAAAUCCUGUUUGGAGAAGGAACUAAUGUACAAACAAGAGAACCUACAGAUCUUCUGAUAAUUGGCUUGAGCGUGAUGUUGGGUCUAUGUGUGAUCCUGAUUGCUGUUCUUUUGUUUGUUUACUGGUUCAAAGCUGGAUCAGGAGAAUCCUACCCAAGCUUAAUUUACACUCCCAAGAACAGCAGUGAUGUUCAGCAAAGGAGCUGUGUCUACAAACUGUCCAAAACUAUACAGAACUCCUCAGAUACUGGGAUAUACUACUGCGCUGUGAUCACAUGUGAGAAGAUCCUGUUUGGAGAAGGAACUAAAGUACAAAAAAAGUCACAAGUCGGUCCUGUUGUCCUUGCACUGGCUGUGCUGUUGACUUGUUGUGUGACUGCAAUUGUUGCUCUUAUUGUCUACAUCAACUGCACAGUUUUUGUAAAUUUCAAAGGGAAAAACAAAGGCCGAUCUGGACAAAAAGAGUCAUCAGUGAACCAGACAAGAGACCCAGGUGAAGAUGCAGAUGAAGCGAGUUAUGUAGCUCUAAAUUUCUCCGCAAUUAAGACAAAAGGCAAGAAGAGAAGAAUGGAAACACAACCAGAGUGCCUGUAUUCAGCUGUAAGAACAGGUCAGCCCACACGACAGGGAGUGUCUUAGAAGAGAACCUGUUUGUGUAAAACUGAAACACCAUGUUUCCAUGACCGACAAUAAAUUUAUGUUGUAAAAGGUGUUGCUGUUCUAAGGAUUAUCUAAUUUAAGGCAAACAUUUCUUAAAGGAUUUGAUGGUGGUAAAGAAAAAGUAUGUUUACAAUAAAGAUUUAGCAUCAAAACUGAUGCAUUUACACAAAGUAUAUGCUGGCAUACUUUUGGAUGAGUUGCUUUAUAUUGCACUAUGAAGUGACAGGGCAUGCGUCCAUCCAUCCAUCCAUCCAUCCAUCCAUCCAUCCAUCCAUCCAUCCAUCCAUCUUCUGUGCCCACCUGUCCUUGCAGGGUCAUGAGGGGGCAGAUAUCCAUCCCCAGCAUUGUGUGGGAUAUCAUUUUGAGCAGUAUCUUUUUUUUUUCAUAAUAAUAUUUUACAUGUAAAUGUGUGCGAGUAACUGUUUUAUAUAUAAAAUAAUCCUUUGUGUAU